Linum trigynum is the source of this 3640-nucleotide messenger RNA. The record is from the annotation of a GenBank genome assembly. NCBI's taxonomy places the organism in Eukaryota, Viridiplantae, Streptophyta, Magnoliopsida, Malpighiales, Linaceae.
ACAGAACAGGGCCUCCGAAAUCUCAGGACCGGCCCUGCUGGCUUUCGUGUUCCACUCUAUGUGGAAUCUUUUUUUGCCAAUUAUUAACAAUAUCAUACACCUUAACUCGAAAAUGAUAAAGUUUGGGUAUACAGUCCCAUUUCCUCUAUCUUUAGAAUGAUAAACCUAACGUAGCAUGCUACUACUAAAAAUGUUACUAUGCCUGUGAGUUUGGAUGUGGAAAUGUAAUCGGGUAGUUGGUUUUUUUAUGACUAAAGACUUUCAACCGGCUUAGGAUAGGGUCAGUAACCAUUGAGUAACUAAAUCUAGACCUUUAGAUUUAAGUGGGUCCAGAAAAUUCAGAUCUAAAGGUUCUCAAUUAAAGGCAUUUUAUUUUCCCUAGUUUUCUUAAUCGGCUCUUAUCUUUUUCAUUCUAACUCAGAUUUCAAUUUUUUUGCACAGAUGGAACGAGUUCGUUGUGCUCUACAAAAUGAGAUCAAUUUUCAAUAUAUUUCGAGAAACUUUUUUUUUACCAACUACAUACCAUAUAGUAACUUCUUCGUUUUUAAGUCGUUUUUGAAAACGUUUCCUCAGAAGAAACGAGUUCAUCAUGAUCAUUUGGAUCUAUAAAUUUCUAGGUGAAAAAAUACUGGAUAAAAAAUUACCAUACUUUAUCACUAUGGUAUGUAGGUGGUAACUUGUAGUAAACAAUAUUGAAAGUCGUAAAUGAUAGUUAGUAUACUUCUACUAUCAUGUAUUCAACCUUCUUACCAUAUUUGUAUAUUCAUACCAUCAUGGUACACUUUCUUACCAUAUGGUAUUAAAUAGGAGCAUACCAUAUGGUAAUGACUGGUAAAAAAUUAUUCAAUUUUUUUGUACUAAAAAUAUAUCAAUGUGGAUAUCAUUUUAAAGAGAACAUUUAAUAUGAUUUAUUUGUGCAAAAAAAAAUUAAAUUACGACUUAAAACGAGAGAGAAAUCGUUUUUUAAAGAUUAAAGGGGAAAAAACAAAAAGACUAUCCAGAAGAGAGAGGAUAGUGAUGUCAUGCUGAUGUGGACAGGUUACUCAUGGUUAGACCUGAUCCGUUCCCCUUGCAACCUCAUCAAAUUUGGUAAUGGUUCCAUGUCGUGAAGGAAUUCAUUUUAACACAUACAACGUUAUUGGUCCGACCUAAGACCCAAUCAACAUGGACAAACCAGGGUCCAUGUCAAGACAUGUCGGUCCAUGCAAUAAUGUCCAACUCUGAAUCGGUCAGACAGUCCAAAGAAAUUCAUUUUCUUAUCCUUCAUGUUAUCCGAUUGAUUCACGUUGGGGCGGGGUAAUGCCUAAUCUACAGCAGCGUGUGGCACGAUAUGGUGUACUGCUUUCGACAUGUAUUGUCCAGUCCCGGCCCGUUCUUAAUUCGCCCUACCUCGAUUUAUCUCAACAUUUAUUAACAGGACAGGCCAAUUGAAAUUUCAAAUCAGCAGAAAAGAAGACGUUGGAAGGAAGAAGAAGAAGUUGACCAGAGAAGGUUUCUCUUUUAGUUGAAACGCAUCGUUAGUAGCUAAGGGUGUCGUUUGGUUCUAUUUUGAGUGUUGCCUUUCUUUUUCCCCAAGCCUUGCUUUGUUUCCCUUUCAAGUAAAGAGAACAAAAUGUACGCAGAACAAAGUAGGCUGGCCAUGGUUGUCCUGUAGCCACCAGCCUCUCUAUAAAUUGUAACUUGUGAUGAAUGAGAACUCAGGCCUUAGGGUUUCACUCAAACUAAAAGUUUGUUAUGGUAUCAGAGCCUGGUUGCUCAACCUAGCUCGCCGCCGCCGCCAGUGAAACCAUGGCAGACAACAACGAUGAUGAACAAGUCAACAACAACAAUGCACAAGAGCAACAUCAACAACUCUAUCAGAUGGAGGACCCCUAUUUUCUUCACGGAUCUGACCAACCAGGUAUCCUCUUAGUCACAAAGAAACUUAACACUACAAACUACAAUGAUUGGAGUAGAGCGAUGUAUAAUGCACUAGCUGCUAAGAACAAGUUGGGGUUUGUUAGUGGUGUUCUGGUUGAGCUAGAUCCAACAGAUCCAAGGCAUGGGGCUUGGAUCAGGAACAAUGUUAUGAUCCUAAGCUGGAUCCAGCAGUCUGUUGAAACAGAGAUAAGGAAGACCAUCCUUUCUAGUAAGACAGCCUAUGAGGCUUGGAAGAGUCUGCAAUCUAGGUAUGGGGCUGGUGAUAUUAUAAGGGUUGCAGAGAUUGAGGAGUCUCUGUCUAACCUGAAACAAGGAAACCAGACAGUGACAGAAUACUAUGGAAGGGUUAUCACACUCAGGGAUGAACUCGAAAACUACCAGCCACUACUCCCAUGUGACUGUACACCCACCAACCACCUUACCUGCAGAGCUAUGAAGAAAGUCCAGGAAUACCAGGACACAAGCUAUGUCAUCAAGUUCCUUAGAGGACUGAAUGAUAAUUUUUCUACUGUGAGGUCACAAGUUAUUUUUGGUGAGGAAUUGCCCAACAUUAAUAGAGUUGAUGACUCGAUAUUUGCACAUGUUUUCCCCUUUGUUUCUUGAUCGCUUGAGCUUUAAUUAUCGCGUCUUUGGCCUAUUUUACCUUUGUCACAUUUCAGGUCCUAGCACAUAAAGUGAAGCAUAGGCGCAAGUUUCAAGUCAAUCAGAGAUCAAUUGGUGAUUAGGGAGAAGAAACUCGGGCAUGACCUGAAGAAGAAUGGAUUUGUACCUCACUUUAUGGACAAAGAAUCAUGCAAGCUUGUAAUUAAAAUAAAGAGGACGAGACUACGAGCGUUGGGGAUCAAACGGCGACUGAUUCGGAGUCCGGACGAGGGAGAAACGAAGCAUUGAAUAUAGGGGAAUAGGUUAGGCAGUAAAAACACGGGCGCGCCUAAAUCAAAACACGGCCGUGUCCAUAUUUAGGCACGACCGUGUUUUGGCCGACGCGCGCGGGCGUGUUUUUAACACGGGGCAAAACACGGGCGGGAAAAAGCAAAACACGGCCAUGUCCUCGACAGUGUUUUGCCCAGAAUCGGGUUUUUAAAGCCAAUUUCGAGCCAAAGGAGAGGUAGAGCUGGGUUUUGGAUCCCAAACACCCAAGGGACGAACCAAAGAGAGAGAGGGCGAUUUGAGGGCAUUCUAAGCGUGGAAUUGGAGGAUUUCUUCGCCUUGGAAGCUCGAGGAACAAGCCCAGACUUGAAGACUGAUCAUCUGAAGAUUCUUACUGCAGUCUCUCUCUUCUCUAUGGAGUAACUUCCAUUCACUUAGGUUUUGAGGAACCCUAGCUAUGUUUGUUUGAUUGGAUGAUUGUAUGAGUACUCUGACUUGAUAACCUUGAGUUCAUAUUCAAUCUAUGCAUGUUUUCAUGAUUCAAUUCUGCUUUAGUCGAGAUUAUUGAUUCUGCUUUGAUCCUAUGAGAGCGAAUACCUGAUUAUGUCAAUAGAGCACCAUAGAUUGAUAGUAGUGGAUCGAUUGCUUUAGUCGAGGGUUGAUUCGCUGCUUUGUAUCGAUUGAGAACCUCUUUCGAUAGAGGGAGUCUAGUUCAGAACGCCUUGAUAGGUUGUUCUAGAGAAGGAUACGUCCCUCUAGGCAAUUGACUCAAGAGGGCCUUGUUCCUUUAGUCGAGACUCAAGGUCUAGUCAAGGAUUCUCCGCAUUGUGAAUGAAAGUGAAACAGGUUA